Messenger RNA from Hyalella azteca, 2408 nucleotides. Its product is annotated as dolichyl-diphosphooligosaccharide--protein glycosyltransferase subunit 1. Gene Ontology annotation, cellular component: membrane; oligosaccharyltransferase complex. The coding region runs from base 99 to 1904 and encodes 601 amino acids. NCBI's taxonomy places the organism in Eukaryota, Metazoa, Arthropoda, Malacostraca, Amphipoda, Hyalellidae. The record is from RefSeq and is a predicted model, not a curated record. The transcript is spliced from 10 exons.
AACUUUUGGUUGGUCAGCGAAGCGGUGGUGCCGGCAUCGGACUAUCUGUCAGCUGGUCUGAAGAAUUUUGGAGUAAUUGCUGGCCUUAAUUUCCUAAGAUGUCAUUUCUAGUAAGGCUCAUUUCCUUUCUUUGUUUAUUAUCUUUAGGACUGAGUGCAACUGACGUCAUUAAUAAAGAUAUUGUCUUCAAAAAUCUGGAACGCAAGAUCGACUUGACAACGCAACUCGUCAAAAUCAGCUCUAAAAUAACCAUUGAAAAUACCGGAUCAAGCCCUGUGAAAUAUUUUUUGGUUACGCUAACUAGUGAAGAGUUUGAAAAACUUUCCUAUCUUGGAGCCCAGGUUGGCAGCUACCAACUGACUACAGCUGAAACUUUGAUUCCGAAUCAUCCUGGCUAUCAUUUCUACCGGGUGGACCUACGAGAUGUACUGCAAGGUGGCAAAAUUUCCAGUCCUGUUGAGGUUGAAGUUGUGUUGGCUGGUGCCCUGCAACCCUACCCUGCCAGCAUCCAGCAAGGAGAGAAGCAGCUCGUGGUCUAUGAAGGCAGCCACUGGACGCCUGCUGCUUACAGAGUCACAUCCCAGACCACAACUGUGAUGCUACCGUCCCCCAACGCUGAAAGCUUCACUAAACUCAAACCCACCUCACACUCUGACACCAACAUUGUCUAUGGACCCUACGAGAGUAUUCCUGCUUUCUCAGCUGACCCCAUGAGAGUUCACUACGAGACCAGCAGCUCUUUCCUGACCAUCACAAACCUGGAGCGCGUGCUGGAGGUCAGCCAUUGGGGCAACAUUGCUGUAGAAGAAACCAUUGAUCUGCUACACACUGGAGCCAAGCUUAAGGGGCCCUUCUCACGCUAUGACUACCAGAGAGACCACAACGCCCACACCAACGUCAAGUCAUUCCGCACAAUACUGCCCGCCUCUGCGCGAGACGUCUACUACAGGGACGAGAUCGGCAACAUAUCAACAUCAAACCUCCGUGUCAGAGACGACUCUGUAGAAGUUGAUCUCCGGCCGCGGUUCCCACUCUUUGGAGGAUGGAAGACCCACUAUAAACUGGGCUACAAUGUUCCCAGCUAUGAGUAUCUCUACAACUCAGGCGAACAGUAUGCUCUGAAAAUGCGCAUAUUGGACCACGUGUACGACGACAUGGUAGUGGAGCAGCUGCUCCUCAAGAUCAUCCUGCCUGAGGGUGUGAAGGACAUCCUCAUUAGCACACCCUUCCCUGUGACCCGUGAAGACGACGGCUUGUUUGCCACGUACCUGGACACAGUUGGCCGCGUGGUGGUAUCCCUGAGAGCUGCCAAGCUCAAUGCGUUGCACAUUCAAGACUUCACGCUCUACUACAAGUUCCCUGGCCUCCUCAUGCUGCAGGAACCGCUUCUUGUUGUCGCUGCCUUCCUGGCUCUCUUCAUUGCUGUGAUGAUCUGGGUGCGGCUUGACCUGACACUCAGCCCCGACCGAGAUGCUGAGGCGAAGAUGCGCGUGUCGUCGCACUGCAGCCUCGUGGCCUCGCGGCACUACAAGCGCGUCGCCAUCUAUCACGCCAUGCUGGACGAGAUCACCAAGCAGCAGGGGCUCGGCAACCCGCCCAAUGCACUUAGCCAGUUCCAAGCCAACAUCAAGAAGCUGCAAGCAAACCUCAAAGACGAGUCCCAGGCCAUUGCCGAACUGCUGGCCAAAAUUCGCUCCGACAACUCUGAGGUCGCUGAGAAAGUAAACGAGCUUCAGAAGUACGACAGGGAGGUGCGCGAAGCCGUCGUCCAGCAGUGCAGCAACAUGGAGAAGUUGCUCGGUAAGAAAAUGGCGAAGCAAGCCUACGCUGAUCAGGAACAGGAGCUCUCCAAACGCAGGGAAGAAGCCAUGGACAAACUGCGCAACGUGGCUGCUCUUUUGUAAACCACUCGCAUGCUAACACCACGCGGGAAGUUAACUUGAAGCUUCACAUUCUGUGAAUUAUCGUUCCAUUUUAAGUACAGGACAAAGAUGGGCAUUAAAAAUGUUUGGGAGCAAGUCAGAUCCUCCAGCAAGUAAUUUUGUCUGAUGACAGAACAGGGACCCGCUUUGUUCGAUAUUGUAAUGGUCCAUGAGGAAACUAGGACCUAACUUCUUAAUUACAGCUUUCUCAUUGGUGAGGAUAGAGUUUGAAAUAUUCAGAUGUCCAAUUCGAAAAUGUGCACAUAUUUUGUACCGAAGGCAAUGUUAGUUGAAAAUAGUCUUGACGUUCGGAGAACUUCAAUGUGCGUUUAUUCCAAUAUUUUGAGUUUUUCUGCGUGUUAACACCUAAUUACCAGGACAUUAGAGCACACGUUUGCAGCAACAUUUUGUUUAUUUCAGAGUGUAUAUCAUGUUUGUCAUAGUAUCUUGACCAUGUAUACAAAUAGAAUACAUUUGAAUGUUUGA